Molecule: messenger RNA, 13456 nt
Organism: Haemorhous mexicanus (house finch)
Lineage: Eukaryota; Metazoa; Chordata; Aves; Passeriformes; Fringillidae
Gene: STAB1
Product: stabilin 1
Exons: 70
Coding region: 235-8067 (2610 amino acids)
Biological process (GO): cell adhesion
Molecular function (GO): hyaluronic acid binding; calcium ion binding
Source: RefSeq, a predicted model, not a curated record
UUAAAAAAAGAAUGGAAAGAAAAAGGUUAUGUUGAUUCAGAAAUCACACUAGAAGUAGCAGAUCCAUUUCUGAAGGCUUAGCAGCCAAAAAGCACAGUGCAAAAAUGCUCUCUCCCUGUUUACUUUUAACCUCUGGUUUGUCUUGGAUCUGAUUCUUAGUAGGCGGUGUUAUCUUACAGAAAUUGCAGCCUCUCUCGCCACCCCUUUUGUGUAAAGGGUCCUGCCUGUAAAAGCAUGAAAAUGCAUCCUCCUGGAUUGCUGUUUUUCUUCUUAGCAGCAUGCUUCACUCCCACAGCUGACUGCCAGAGUCAGAAGUUAAAAUCCAUGCGAUGCAAUGUCAAGACGAUGUUCACCUUGAAUACAGCAUGUACUUCUUGUGCUGCAGUGCCUAAAAUGUUGUGUCCAAGAGGCUGGUUAAAGACCACCCAAAGAUCAGGGGUGAGGGACUGCAGAUACUCUGUCAAGUUAGGAGAAAAUACCCUUUCCCUGCCAGGGUGCCAUCACAUGUGUAAGAAGGAAAUUGAGGAGAAAAAGUGCUGUCCAGGAUUCUGGGGUACAGAGUGCUACGAGUGUCCAGGUGGCUCUGAAAAUCCCUGCAAUGGCCAUGGGACAUGUUUGGAUGGUAUACAGCAGAAUGGGACCUGCAUCUGCAAGGAGCAAUACAGUGGGUACGGCUGCCAGAACUGCCAGGAUGAAAAUCGUUUUGGCCCAGACUGUCAGUCAGAGUGUGACUGUGUGCAUGGGGAAUGCAACAGCGGCGUUGCUGGGAAUGGGAGCUGCACGUGCUAUGGAGGCUACACAGGCCCCAGGUGUGACCAAGAGCUCCCCCUUUGCAAAGGUGUGACGUGCGAGGCCAACAGCGAGUGUGUGGUGAGGGAUGGGACAGCCCUGUGUGACUGCAAGGUGGGCUACAGAAAACAGGGCAGCACUUGCCAAGCUCAGGAUCCUUGUGCUCCUUCUCCAUGUUCCCCCUUUGCUGUAUGUAAAGUUCUUGGAUCACGUACAUAUGAAUGCACCUGCAAAGAAGGAUAUCAAGGAGAUGGAAAGAUUUGCCAGCCCAUCAACCCUUGUGUUGACAGCAAUGGAGGCUGCCCAGAAAACUCUACCAUUUGUGUUUACAGACGUCCAGGAGAGGCAACGUGUGUUUGCAAGUCUGGGAUGAGUAGGAGAACUCCUUCGUCCGAGUGUUCGGCAUUUCCCAGCGACUGCCGGCAGUACCUUUGCGACGUGACUGCCAUGUGUGAAAUUAACUCUCAGGGGACUCCUAGCUGUGUGUGUAAAGAAGGGGAGAUUGGAGAUGGGAGAAGUUGCUAUAAAGAUCUCUUGGGUGAGAUAAAUCAGCACAAUUUGCGAGGAAGGUUUAUAAGGAAGCUAAACGUCGCCAAGAAAAUGUUUGCUUCUGGGUGCUCAACAUUGCUGACUAAAUAUGGGCCCUUCACAGUCUUUGUACCAUCCCUUCUUCCCAUUCUUGAUAGAAUGGAAUUCAACGACACAGCUGCUGAGCAGUUGUGCAAAAUGCACAUUGUUCCUGGUCUGCACUUGAUAGAAGAUAUGAUAAAAGCCAAGACUAUGUGGACCUUGUCAGGACAUCAGCUGACAUUCACUAGCCAGACAUACAUCAAAUCUUUCCGGUAUCAAGAUCUGCCAGGGGAACUGUACAACAUCUUGCAGUCAAAUCUCCCAGCAGCCAAUGGCAUCAUACAUAUUGUCAACAGCCUCAGGAAAAAACCCAGCACUGACAACCUCAGAAACCCACAGAAAACCAUUGGUGAGAUCCUUGCCUCAAUGGAGAUUUUCAGUAGAUUUGAAACUAUACUGGAGAACUGUGGCCUGCCUGCAAUACUGGAUGGACCAGGCCCCUUCACUGUGUUUGUACCCAGCAAUGAUGCUGUGGAUAGGCUGAGAGAUGGAAGGCUCAUUUAUCUUUUCACAGAGGGCAUCAAUAAGCUCCAGGAGCUGGUGAAACAUCACAUCUACACUUCAGCAGCGGUGACUGUAGAGCAACUGAUAAUAAUGCCACACAUUGUUACAAUGGCUAACCAGAUACUUACCAUCAACAUUAGUGCAGAUGGAAGAAUUCUGAUGGAUGAAUCAGGGAUCCCAUUAAAAAUGCGAGACAUUGUGGCUUCAAAUGGUAUUAUUCAUACUUUGGAUGGCAUCUUCAUCCCUCCUUCAAUCGUUCCCAUUUUGCCUCACAGAUGCAAUGAAGAGCAACAUAAGAUUGUGAUGGGCACUUGUGUGGAUUGUGAGGCCCUCAACAACAGCAUUUGCCCACCUGGCAGCAAGGAAAUGGAACCAACGCUGUCCCCAAAGGAAUGUGUUUACAUCCAUGACCCACAGGGCCUGAUGGUCCCGAAGAAGGGAUGUGCCAGGUACUGCAAUCAAACCAUCACGAAACCUGGAUGCUGCAAAGGGUUCUUUGGUCCAGACUGCAUGCCAUGCCCUGGGGGAUUUUCCAGCCCGUGCUACGGCCGGGGAAAUUGCAGUGAUGGCAUUCAAGGGAAUGGCAACUGUCACUGCUUUGAAGGUUUCAAAGGCACAGCCUGCCACAUCUGUGCAAAUCCAAACAAGCACGGCGAGAACUGUGAUGAAGAUUGUGGCUGUGUCCAUGGUGUCUGUGACAACAGGCCUGGCAGUGGGGGGGUGUGUCAGUCCUGGUCCUGCAAGGAAGGCUACACCGGGAAAUUCUGUGACAAGACAUCCAGGAACUGUGGUCCCAGUGGGCUGUCCCAGUACUGCCACCAGCACGCUGUCUGCAGCCUCAAUGACACAGCAAGGUGCAUCUGCAUGGAUGGAUACGAAGGGGAUGGGUUUUCCUGCCAGCCCAUUGACCUGUGCAGUCAGCCAGAACGGGGAGGUUGUUCACAGAAUGCCCUGUGCACCAGCACAGGCCCUGGCACUGCCACAUGCCAGUGCAAUGUGGGCUGGACUGGGGAUGGCAAGGCCUGUGUGCCCAUAGACAACUGCAUGCUGGAGAGCAGAGGGAGCUGCCACCUCAACGCCGACUGCGUGUACACCGGGCCUGGACAGAGCAAGUGUGUCUGCAAGAGGGGUUAUGCUGGUGAUGGCCACAGCUGUGAUGCCAUCAACCCGUGCCUCAUGGACAAUGGUGGCUGCCAUGACCUGGCUACGUGUGUACCCCUUGGUGGAGGAGAGAGAUCCUGUGUUUGCUCUGAAGGCUACUUUGGGGAUGGCAUGACAUGCUAUGGAGACAUUCUAAAAGAGCUGGCCAGGAAUUCCCACUUCGUGGGCUUCUACAACUGGGUUAAGAAAUCUCUCUUCAGCAUCCCAGCAGGAGCCAAUGUCACUGUCCUGGUGCCAUCAGAGGCAGCUAUCAAGAACCUAAGCAAUGCUGACAAAGAUUUCUGGUUGACCCCUUACAUGCUGCCAUUUUUAGUCAGAGCCCACUUCCUUGAAGGUGUCUUCACUGCUGAAAAGCUCAAAAAGUACGGACCAGAAUUACCCACUCUCAACCCACAGACCAGAUGGCAGAUAAACACUGCGAGUGGCGUAUUGACCAUCCAGAAUGCAAGUGUAGUUGUCAGUGACAUCCCUGCCAGCAAUGGCAUCAUCCACAUCGUCAGUAAGGUUUUGUUGCCAUCCCCAGGAGAUAUCCCACCAAGCCCUCCUGGUCUGCAGGAGCAGCUCAGCACUGUGGCCUCCUUCAGCACAUUCCAGGAGUUGCUAGAGGAGUACCAGCUCAUUGGGAAAGUUGAGUCCUCUGAAAAAUACACAAUUUUUGUUCCUGGAAAUAACUCCAUUGAGGAGUACUGCCGUGCUGCCAAUGUGACCCAGCUGGACAACGAAACAGUGCAGUACCACAUUGUACUGGGAGAGAAGCUCUUGCCUGCAGACUUGAGAAGUGGAGUUCAUAAGAACAGCAUGUUAGGGCUCUCCUACUGGCUGAUGUUUUACCAAAACAGCACCCAGAAGUUUGUCAAUAACAUUCCUUUGGAUGGAAAGUCCUUUGAGACGAGGAAUGGCAUCCUGAUUGGGGUGUCCCAGGUGCUCCAGGUCCAGAAGAAUCGCUGCACUGCCAAUACCACCACCAUACUGAAGUCAAGGUGCGGCAAGUGUGACAAGGGGAUCAAGUGUCCUUCUGGAUCAGUUCUUUUGGAGCCCCUUGGAAGAGGGAAUCUCGCUAAAUGUAGAUUGCGGUCUGCGGGUGCGGGGACAACAGGUUGCCAUUUCACCUGUGCAAAAGUUUCUCUGACGUCCGUCUGCUGCCCCGGCUACUACGGCCACAUGUGUGAGAUGUGCCCUGGGAAGCCAGGCCGGUGGUGCUCUGGGAACGGGGAGUGCCAGGAUGGCAUCCAGGGCAGCGGGGAGUGCCGCUGCCUGGAGGGUUUUCACGGCACUGCCUGUGAGAUGUGUGAAGUGGGACGAUACGGAGCCGACUGCAAAUCAGAAUGUGCCUGUGACAAUGGCAUUUGUAACGAUGGACUGCAAGGGGACGGGAGCUGCGAGUGCUUCCCGGGGUGGACGGGCCCCACCUGCCAAGAAAGGAUCAAGAUUGACUUAUGCAAUAACACUUGCCAUCAAAUGGCCAACUGCCUCAACAGUUCCACAGAUUCCCAACCGACCUGCUUCUGCUCUGCUGGAUACACAGGGAAUGGAACCCACUGCACAGAAAUAGAUCCCUGCACUACUGACCAUGGUGGCUGCUCCAUGCACGCUGUGUGCACCAAAGUGUCCCCAGGAGAGAGAACCUGUGCUUGCAAGGAAGGCUAUGCUGGGGACGGGACACUCUGCAUGGAAAUUGAUCUCUGUCUGGAAAGCAAUGGGGGCUGCCAUACUCACGCAGAGUGCAUCAAAACAGGCCCAAAGAAGGUUGCCUGCAACUGCCUGCCUGGUUACAGUGGGGAUGGUGUGAGCCAGUGCAACCCCAUCAACUUGUGUGAACAGAACAAUGGAGGCUGCAGCCCCUUUGGGCUCUGCAAGUACACAGGCCCUGGCACCCGGAACUGCUCCUGCUCCUGGCACAGCAUUGGAGAUGGCUUCACCUGCCGUGGCAAAGUGCAUCAGGAGCUUGGAAGGAUUCCAGAUGCAUCCGUGUUCUUUAGGAUGAUACAGGCAGAAAGCAUCAAAGAGCUCAGUGGGGCAGGGCCUUUCACUGUCUUCGUCCCACAGACAGAUUUCAUAGGAAACACCACAGUGUUUGAGGAGUGGAAGAGCAGAGGCCUCCUCCGGGACCUGCUUCGCUACCACAUGGUGGGCUGCCAGAAGCUGCUCUCCAGUGACCUGGAGGGCCAGGAGUCCCUUACAUCUUUAUCUGGCCACAAAAUAAAGAUCACAGUGAGCGAGAAUAGCAUCACUCUCAACGAGGAAGCCACAGUGCUCACCAGUGACAUCGUGGGUGUGAACGGGGUCAUUCACUUCAUCAACAAGGUCCUCAUUCCCAGUGACCUGGUGGGCCAGAACAUCUCAAAGCUCUCACAGAACAUCACGGACGUGGCCGAGGCCUUUGGGUACACCAUUUACAGCAAGCUGCUGCAGGACGCGGAGCUGCUGCCGCUGCUCGCUAACCCCGUGCACAGACCCUUCACGCUGCUCUGGCCCACGGACGCCGCCUUCAGCGCCCUCCCGGAGAGCCGGCAGAAGUUCCUGUACCGCAGGGAGCACCGCGACGUGCUGGCCUCCUACCUCAAAGCACACAUCAUCAGGGACACCAAGAUUGUUGCAGGUAAUGUGCCCCAAGUUGAAAGCAUACGGACCAUGCAUGGCUCCACCAUCUCAUUCAGCUGCAGCAAAGCCCAUGUGGGGGAGAUUCUGGUGGGGAACAGUGACGCCACCAUCAUCCAGAGGCACAUGGAGUUCAAUGGGGGCAUUGCUUAUGGCAUUGAUAGAUUGUUGGAGCCACCAGAUCUGGGAUCUCGGUGUGACGAGUUCACCCUGACUGAGCUGCAGGGAUCUACAGAGAGCUGUGGACUCUGUGGCUUCGAGCCACCCUGCCCUGCUGGCUCCGUUCAACGGGGGGAAACCAGGCGCUGCUACUAUUAUGGAAACCAGCUGCUGAGGAACACCUUCCUGUUCCACCACAACUCCCUGCUGCGGCCGGCGUGGCCACCGCACUCCCCGUGGGACCCCUUCAGGAGACACUUCUCUUCCAGGGGGCCUCUCAGACGAGGCUGCAGGAGGAGCUGCGUGUCCAGCCACUGGGUCCCGCAGUGCUGUGCCAACCACUAUGGCCGGGACUGUCGGGCGUGCCCAGGAGGGCUGGAGGCGCCGUGCAACAACCGUGGCACCUGCGAUGACAAAAUCGGCGGCUCGGGGAUCUGCAACUGCAGCCAGGAGUUCAUCGGGACGGGCUGCGAGCUGUGCGCGCCCGGCAGAUACGGCCCGGAGUGCCGAGAGUGCAACUGUACUGAGAAUGGUGUGUGCAAUGGAGGCCUGCACGGUGACGGCUUCUGCUUCUGUGCUGAGGGCUGGACUGGGGAGCGCUGUGAAAUCAGACUGGUGGUGACACCCACCUGCUCUCCCCCGUGCCACGCCCAGGCCGCCUGCCGCGCCGGCAACCUCUGCGAGUGCGACCUGCACUACGAGGGGGACGGGAGAACGUGCUCAGUGAUCGACAUGUGCAGCCAGGACAACGGGGGCUGCGCCAGGCACGCACAGUGCUCACAAACGGGCGUGAACGUGUCCUGCGCCUGCAGCCCCGGCUACCGAGGGGACGGCUACAUCUGCGAGCCCAUCGACCGCUGUGCCGACGGCAGGAAUGGGGACUGCAGCGAGCACGCCCUCUGCAUCAGCACCGGCCCGAACGAGCGGCGCUGCGAGUGCAAGCAGGGCUACGUCGGUGAUGGGAUCCAGUGCCUGGAAGAGGUCGUGCCCCCCACGGACCGGUGCCUGGAGGCCAACGGGCAGUGCCACCGGGAGGCCAUCUGCACUGACCUGCACUUCCAUGAUAAGACCAUGGGUGUGUUUCACCUGCAGUCACCCCGAAAAAAGUACGACUUCACCUACGAGCAGGCUCAGGCAGCCUGUGCUGCAGAAGGUGCUUCCCUGGCCACAUUCCAGCAGCUGGCAGCAGCACAGCAGAUGGGAUUCCAUCUGUGCUUGGUGGGUUGGCUGGACAAUGGCACAGCUGGAUACCCCACAGCCUACCCCAACCCCAGCUGUGGGUCCAGCCGUGUGGGCAUUGUGGACUACGGCUCCCGGAGCAACCUGAGCGAGACCUGGGAUGCGUUCUGCUAUCGGGAGAAGGACGUGACCUGCACCUGCCGUGAUGGCUUUGUGGGAGAUGGGUACUGGUGCAGUGGGAAACUGCCCGAUGUGCUCGCAGACCAGGACCGCUUCUCCACCUUCUAUUCCAUGUUGCUCAAUUUUGCCAAUGACACAGAAGAAGGACUGGAUUUUUUCAUGUAUUUGUCUGAUGUCUCUGCUCCCAAAACUCUCUUUGCCCCUCUGAAUUCUGGCUUUGCAGACAAUGAGACACUGACAGGAGAAGAACUGAAGCUCCACGUGUCAUCCAGCAACGUCAUCCUCUUCAGCUUCAACCUCACAACGGGCACCAUCAUCCCAUCCCAGUCGGGAUACGACCUCCAUGUAUCAGAGCUCCCAGCAAGCAACAGUACAAAGCACUCAGACGCCAAGGGGAUCAAUGACACGAUGAUUGUGGAGUGGGACAUCGUAGCUUUCAAUGGCAUCAUUCACGUGAUAGCAGAGCCACUGAGGAUUCCACCGCCCCUUGUUCACCUUGGCCAGGUGAACGGUGCGGCGCACGGGCCGGGCUCCGUGGCCACGGGGACGUUGUCAGCGCUGGGCUUUGCGCUGGCGCUGCUUGCCGGUGCCGGCGUCGCCUACUACUGUGUGAAGAGGCGGCGGCAGCAGGGGCAGUUCGGGUACUAUCAGGCCGAUCUCCGCGAGGACGAGGAGCAGGAGGAAGAGGAGGAGGAGGCGCGGCCCCGGCCGGAGCGCGCGGGCCCGCGCACCGCCAGGCCCCGCCCGCAGCGGCCGCUCGUGGCCAUCCCCAACCCGCUGUACGGCGGCCACGCCCUCGACUACGAACCGCUGCACGACCCGCCCCUGGCGGACGCCGGCACCGACCCCCGCGGGUUCCCGCAGUGACCCCGCGCAGCCCCGACCGGACCGCACGCAGCGCGGGGAAAUAAACAGCUCAGCGCCACCGGCUGUGCCCGCGCCUGCCUCGCCGCCCCGGCCUCCCACCGCCCGCCCCGCCGCUACCGGCCGCCCCCAGCAGAGUCACUCAUGCUGCAGUCCCAGGCUAUGAGGGCAGCUAUAGAAGCACUGGAGAUGUGGAGCUCCACACCUGAGCCACAUGUCUGGGCACAGAGCAGGGAGAGUGUCCCCCACCAGCACUGGUCCCUCCAUCUCACCUACUCCUAGAGAGGACUCCCUGCAGAAGCACCCAUCCUCUGUCCAGCCUGCAAUGCACUUCAGGGAAAGGGAUGGAGCCAGUGAAGGGAGGAAAUAAACACACCAUCUACACACAUACGCAAGUGUCAAACGCCCUUUAGUGGUAGACAGAGGUGCUGCCCCGGCCGUGCUGCUGCUGCCUGCAGUACCUGCCCUUCACCGGAUGUGCACCAUCUCCUCCAGGAAGGGGGUUUUCAUGCAGCCCGUGCAGAGCUGAUCCAUCCAGAGCGGAGCCUCGUGCUGCAGAGGGGUGCGCCGGGGGUAGAAGGUGAAAUUCACGUCGUAGUUGAGCAGGCAGCUGAUGGAAGCCAUGUAGAUAUCAGAGAAGCGCACCAGCCGGCGGGAGAAGUACGUGGGGUUGUGGAAGGUGCGGAAGAUGCUUCCAAACUGGGGGUUGAACAGGUUCUUUGUCAGAGACCUGAGAAGAAAGAGAUGGUGCUCUGUAGCUAAAACUGUGGUCACAGGUUCUUCCCACUCCCUUAGCCCUGGGCUACUCCACUCCCUGGGCAUCGGGGGCUCACCCAAGGUACGCCCUCCCGAGGCUGUGGUGCAGGCCAGUCCUUGUGCAGUGAGACUGAUGAAUAUUCAGUGCACUCUUACUCCACCCGUUAUGGGCAGUGUCAGGAGCUGUGGGAGCUGUAGUAGCAGACAGCCCAUCAGCCCCUCCCAGCACUCCCCUUUCCCACCCUGCCUUCAAACCAGUCCAACCUCCUAGGCUGCAGGACUGCGCUGCUGCAUGGCCCCCACCUAGAGGCAAGCGACACCAGGCAGGACCAGUCCAGCAGCUGCAGCAGCAUUGUCCCCAAAGCAGGUUAGAAAACAGGGCCUUGGAGCCCCGAAGAGACCUCACAAGUGAGGGGGCAAAACGCUCACCUGAUCUCCUGCCGUUCCUUCAUCCACUCCAGCAAUACUUGCUUAGACUCUGCAUCCUGAUACAUCUGCAAAGACAGCAGUAGAAAGCAUCACAGCCAUCAGUCCUGCAGGCCAUACCUCAGCUCCCUGCAAUUUCCACUGUAACUCACAAACCCACAGCCCACUGCACCAGGAGGAGGAUGGGAUAUUUUUGAGAACCAGGCAAGAUGGUACAUCCCCCCAUCCCCAUGCUGAACCCAAAAUUCAGGCUCAGAAGACAGCAUAUAAGGUGUCCUGCUCAGCCAGGAGCUGUUUACCUGCAUUCUCUCCAGCAGCCCUGUCAGAGCCUGCUGCCAGGUCAGGGAGUGCAUGUACUGCUCCGUGUUUAUGAUCCGGAUCUCCGUCUCCAGUUCAGGAACGAUGGCUCCAGUCCUCCAGCCAUGACGCAGCAUGAGGUCCUGGAGGUCAGGAUGAAAAAACAGCCAAGAAUUCAACAUAAAGACUGAAAACCAAACACAACCCUGGUUCCUAGAGGAGUGGGUUUGUUCCCAUUUCUCAUUCUCAGGGGACAGCCAUCUAUGGCCCAUGCCAAUAACAACUAUCUCCUGGUCACUAGGAUCAGUUGCAUGAAGCACCUAGAAAGGUGGGAUCAAUACAAACUGCUCUCAAAUUCACACUUUAUCCACAGAAAGUACUUCAGGAGCCUUUUCUCCAGUGCUUGCCUCUGUCUGACAGCAGUGGGGAAGCCUGUGUGUCCUGUUGGGCGGGGGGACACCCAGCACAGCCCUGAGCACUCAGAGCAGGCUGUGCCUUAUCUCCAGCCCCAGCAGCCAUGUGGGAUUGCUCCCAGCCCACUGGAGGGCAGAGACAUUUCACUCACCGCAAGGUCACUGUACAGAUGGUCACCAAAGUAGAGCACUUUGGAUCCACGCCAGCCCGUCAGCCUCAGGAAAUCAAAGAGGUUGCCCUGCAAGUGACAGGAGCACAGAGUGAAAUGUGGGUACAGGCCACCUUAGCCCAGGCAGGUGUGAGCACUCUCAUGGGAUGUCAACCUGCUCUCUUACCCCACCAUCUACACUCAGAGCUUUCUGUCCUACCCCACCUCACUUCACUUUCUUCCCAUGUGACAAUUCCCUGUACAUCCCUCAGCUUUUUCUCUAGCCUUAAAAACGCAAAAAUUCUUCCAAAGGGCAAGUUCUGUGGUCUAGGGCACAGCAAGUCAAGAAGACAACAUGGUCUAAAAAGGCAACAAAAGGAGGCAGUUUAGAGGCCAAGAAAUGCCUACAUUAGAAAAGCCUGAGGAUGAGCAGAAAGAACCCCUGGUUUAGACGUUGUGGUUCUCAGGUGAUAAUGACUUCACCUCACAGGGUGCACCAGAGGGAAGGUGAGCACUGCCAGGCAAGGCUUCUGGAGUCAGGAGCUGUUCUACAUCCCUGACCACCAUCCCAACCCCAAAGUUUAACACCACCCCCAUGUCCACAGGAAUUGUUUAACCAAGCCAAAGAGCCAGGCAACUUGCACAGAUUCACAGCUGGGUAAAACAAACCAUACCCCAAAGCACCAGCUAAAGCACAGCACCAAGCAGCUUUCAAGGCUUUCCAAACAUCCAUGCAUGCACAGAAGGCACUUCAGGGACUACUCUUCCAUCUCCACACAAGUUUUCCACAUGAGUCACGAAAACAAAACCCACUAGGAAAGGAAAUGGGCCCAUCAGUGCCAGCAUACCAGCACAAGCAGUCAGUGUGAAGCUACUAGGCAGCAAUCCCUCUGGCCAGUCUCUAGUGGCAGGAGGGAGCCAGCAGCCCCAGGCACCAGCACCAGCCUGGCCAGAAAGCCUCCAAACACAGAGCAGCCCCCCAGCAGCCACUGGCAGCUUGCAGAAUGCACAGCUAAGGCUGCCCAGGACCAGGCUGCUGAGCCCUCUGUUCCUGCAGCAUCCCUGGAGCUGAGCAGACUUCCCUUAACAGCACAGAAACAGGACCAGGCAGCCUCUGCAUUUCUUGGACACAACCUUGCUGCUGCUCACAUGAGGCCUGCUCAGAAAGCCACUGGCAGAGAAGGAAAUGGAGCACAGCCUUGGAAGGAGCAGAGUCUUCUUGCUGUGCUCCAGUCACCUCAAACAGCAAUGGACCUGACAGCCAGGAAACUUGUGCUUGGAGCUCCAUGGAGCCACAGACCUGUUCUGAGAUCUCCAGGUCCUGCCCUCCUUUCCCCCAAGAUCACAGAUCUGGAGAGGGAAGGGAGUACAAACUUGGCACAUACAGAAAAUACCACAUCUGUUGGAACAGAGGGACUAGAGGGCAUCACUCCAACUUCCCAGUCCCUAGGGAAAAACACCAAUCCCUGAGGUCCCAUUCAUGGGAUACCCACAGGAAAAAACUGCCAUCCAGCCCUGCUUCAGGAGACAGGAACAGCUCAGAGGUCUCUGGCAACAUCCCCAGCAUUGGUCCAUGGCCAGUAACACUUGCCAGAAAGAAGCAUAUUGUGAUGUUCCAAGUAACCAAAAAUCCUGCAGACAGGGUGGGCUGCAACCAGGAUACACACGCUGUCACACCCUAAGAAUCACAGCUAGGCAACAACAUUAAUGCAGUCAGAUAAACAUGACAGUGGGGAAGAACUGGACAGGAGCCCAAAAUCCUACCCAGCCCACCUUCAUCCCUCAUAUCUGCCCUUUCUCAGUGCACCAUUCUCUUGGGUGAGCAACCUGUGGCCACAAGACAUAGGUGGGUCAAGAGCAGGAUUUAAUGCAGCAAUGAAUCCCAUGGGUGAGGUGUGCCCUUUCUCCUGAGGGAGCUGCUAACCCACUGGGAAUGAGCUCUGCUUGCAGGUUCCCAGCUCUGAGCUCUUGGCAGAGGAUAGAACGCCAGCCCAGUACUUUGGCAGACCCACCAGACAGAGGUUUCCCAACAGCACUACUCAAGGACAUGACCUACUCUGCUACAACGGGUCAGGUCCCAGCUAAUUGACUGAAAUCUCACUAACAGUUUCUUCCCGUGGGAUUGGACAGCUCAACCAAGAACAAACUGUCCUAAAGCCAGAGGCAACUUGUCUCAGGGGACAGAUCAGCUGCAAGGACAACAUCCAGGGCAGCAAGAUCACCAGAGCUGCAGCUCAUCUUUGGACAUGCUGGUCCUUCCAGAAGAGGAGAAUCAGGAGCCAAGCUUUGUAGUCUCUUUGAUGCUUUGUACCCUGUUGGAUCACCCUUGUUUCUUUAUUCUACACAAGUCCACCUUUUCCAACCUUAUGGAGAACAAUUUGGAGUGAGGUGUGGAAGAUCUCUGCAUGCACAACAGGUUUCAGAGAGUUGUGCCUUUUUAGCCUCAACUACCACACUCUUGAGAGCCCCUCCAGGACAAGAGUUUCAGGACCAGGACAAUCAGAAGAGCUGAGGGAAGAGUACACAGCUGGCCAUGCUGGGCAAUGUUAGAGCAGAGCUCCCAGGGUGAAGGUUUCAUUGUACAUGGAGAAAGGGGACAUUCACUGGCCCCUCCCACACAUCCAGGGGAUGUUUCCCUACCACCCCAUCUCACACAAAUAGGGCAGCAGCAGGGACAACCCACCCUGGCAGAGGUAACUCAGCACAGGUUCCCCUGGGCAGAAAAGCAAGUACCCCACACCUUAAGUUACCUGGCCCUGCUCUGCCUUUUCCCGCUUGCCUCUGUCCUUCCAUCCCUAGUGCCAAGCCCAUGCUGAAAGCAUUCUGGGGGACAGUGUCCUACCAGGCCAGUGAGAGCUCCUGGGAACAGGGCACCUCCCACUGCCCACAGCCAGCACAGCCCAGAGAGUGUCUUCUUACAAACACCUCUACCUACACAGACGCUCUUUUCAAGGACUUCUGUGCUUUACCUUUCAAACACCACCCAUGAACAAGUGUCCUACAGCAGAACCCAUCAUUACCCCUCACCCUAAUGAAGCAGAUUGUCCUGUUUUUCCAGUGAUUUCCAAAACUGCAGGUGUGUUAUAAGUCCCCACCAUUUCAGACUCCUGCUUGCCCCCAUUCACUUUACCUCUUUGUAGAUCUUUCCCUUCUCCAGCUGGUUUAUUUUGUCCCACUGCAGUGAGCCCUUAUCAUCCAGUUUUCGAAAAGGUCUGGGAAAAAACAGGGGGAGAUGUCAACUUCUUUUGAUUUUUUUGGUGAUUGUUACCCAGCAACCAGAACAUUUGAAUCACAAAACUUGUUUACCUAUGUAACAACUUAAAAUAAAAGCUCUAUAUGAGUUCUAAGUGA